AAAAACACGUUAAUUUGAAGAGUCAUUUUGAAUUAUUUGAAUUAUUUGAUUUAUUAGAUCUUGAAUUUUGAUGAACGUCUUUUUGUUUUCAGCAAUUCAUGGAAAAAUGAAUUUGUGAAAGAAUGAAUCGGGGAAAAACCUAUGGCUGUACCAACUACCAGAAAAGAUCUCAUGAUAGUCAAUAUGGUCCCUCACCAUCCAUCAAUGCACGGUGUUCUCCGACUCAUCGUUACUUUAGACGGUGAAGAUGUUAUUGACUGUGAACCGAUAGUGGGUUAUUUACACAGAGGUAUGGAAAAAAUUGCGGAAAAUCGAACAAUUAUACAAUAUCUGCCUUAUGUAACACGUUGGGAUUAUUUAGCUACUAUGUUUACAGAAGCAAUAACUGUAAAUGGGCCAGAACAAUUGGGAAAUAUUCAAUUAGUUAAAAAAAUGAAAUUGGAUGAUAUUAUGACGAUACUAGUACAAGCUAUCAAUUCUUUUUCCAUAUUGGAAUUCUUAAAAGAGGUUUAUGAGACUAUAUGGAUGCUUUUCCCUAUUUUGAUUCUCGUAUUGGGAAUUACAAUAGGUGUACUAGUAAUUGUAUGGUUAGAAAGAGAAAUAUCCGCAAGUAUACAACAACGUAUUGGACCUGAAUAUGCUGGUCCUUUGGGGAUUCUUCAAGCUUUAGCGGACGGAACAAAACUGCUUUUUAAAGAAAACCUUCUUCCAUCUAGGGGGGACACAUAUUUAUUUAGUAUUGGACCUUCUAUAGCAGUCAUAUCGAUUCUACUAGGUUACUUAAUAAUUCCUUUUGGGUCUCGCCUUGUUCUAGCCGAUCUCAGUAUUGGUGUUUUUUUAUGGAUCGCUGAUUCAAGCAUUGCUCCGAUUGGACUUCUUAUGUCAGGAUAUGGAUCAAAUAAUAAAUAUUCCUUUUUAGGUGGUCUACGGGCUGCUGCCCAAUCAAUUAGUUAUGAAAUACCAUUAACUCUAAGUGUGUUAUCCAUAUCUCUACGUGUGGUUCGUUAA
Molecule: messenger RNA, 1008 nt
Organism: Spinacia oleracea (spinach)
Lineage: Eukaryota; Viridiplantae; Streptophyta; Magnoliopsida; Caryophyllales; Amaranthaceae
Product: NAD(P)H-quinone oxidoreductase subunit 1, chloroplastic-like
Exons: 3
Coding region: 142-1008 (288 amino acids)
Biological process (GO): aerobic respiration
Cellular component (GO): membrane
Molecular function (GO): NADH dehydrogenase activity
Source: RefSeq, a predicted model, not a curated record